Naegleria gruberi is the source of this 1158-nucleotide messenger RNA. RefSeq lists its product as uncharacterized. The transcript has a single exon. The coding region runs from base 1 to 1158 and encodes 385 amino acids. The record is from RefSeq and is a predicted model, not a curated record. Gene Ontology annotation, molecular function: protein binding. NCBI's taxonomy places the organism in Eukaryota, Heterolobosea, Eutetramitea, Acrasida, Naegleriidae.
AUGGGAAAAGAACAAUUGAACAAGGAGCCACAGAAUAGAUAUCAUCCCUAUUCAGACAAUCGGAAAUCAAAGAAGGAUGAUUUAGAGGAGGAGGAUGAUAUUUAUUUCUUUGAAACGUGGUACAUUCCUAAACAUAUGAUUACUAGUAUUUUACAAUUUUUGGAUUUGAAAAGUCUAGUUGAAAAAGGAUUAUUAAUUAAUAAGAAAUUUUAUAGAGUGAUAUGUGAUGAUUGUGAAGGAGUUCUGUGGGAAACUUUUUGUGUCAAACAGGCUGCAUGGCUAAAGCCACUUUUCAAUGAUCUUAAAAAAUCAUUACAAACGAGAAAACACAAAUGGAUGAGAUUUAUGUCAAUAUUUACAAAUAAUUAUAAUCAAUGGGAUAACACUCCAAACUAUUCACCAACCAUAGAUGUAGAUUUUAGAUUAUAUAAUAAUAGUACUGAUGCUCAGGAAACAAACUCACAACAGAUCGAGGGGAGCAGCAAUGCUUGCCAAACUGUUAAGUAUUUGGGAAUUACAAAAAAUACAAGUUGCUCAUCCACAUAUGAAAUUAACUCUCAGACUGUAAAGUGCUUUCAUAUCAGAUUGGAUUGUAAACCUUCCAAAACUAAUGUAGGACUAGGAAUAGCCGAAAAAAGUUUCUUACUGUUGGAACGAAAGUUUGUUGGAUUUAACCCUUACAAUGCCGGAUGUUCGAGCAAUGGAAGGGCAAGACAUUAUUUCCCCAAUGUUCAAGAAAGGUAUUCAGAAGCUACAUGCGGUUUUUUCUUUGAGGGGGAUAUAAUUUCAAUAGUUGUAGAUAUGUUAGGAAGGAGCGUUUCAUUCUAUAUUAAUGGAACAUUCUCUCAUGAGUUCAAAAAUAUACAAUUUAGAGGGCUUAUGGAUACUUAUAGAAUUACAGCAACCAUGUUUUCUUCUGGAGAUCAGUUUAGUUUCGUACAGGAAUCUAGGCUUGGUGUUCCUGAGCUACUUUUAAUUUAUGACCAGUGUGAAAAAUCAUACGAAACAUAUCACGUUCAUCUUAAAAGUAUUAAGGAAGAGUUUAGAGAGGUAGCAGAACAAUUCAUGCGCGACUGUGAUGAUCUUGACUUUAUUUCAACAUCAAUGGCAACAAUGAAGAGCUUUAUUAACAAAUUUAAUAAUGGUAGUAAAAAUUAA